Messenger RNA from Symbiodinium pilosum, 903 nucleotides. Lineage: Eukaryota; Dinophyceae; Suessiales; Symbiodiniaceae. The record is from the annotation of a GenBank genome assembly.
GUUGCGGCCAAGGAAGCUCUCGAAGUAGACGUGUAUGGCCACAACGAGAAGCUUCAACAGUUCGAGGCUGAGGUGGCUGAGUUCCUCGGGAAAGAGGCUGGUCUUUUCUUCCCUACGGGCACCCUCGCGCAGCGGGCCACUCUUCAUGCUCAUUUUCAGCAGAUGGAGUCAGCAUCGGCGCGGCUGUUUCUGCAUCCAACCUCCCACCUGAUCCAUCACGACUGCCUUCGAGAUGGGCCUGCCCAGGCAGAGUUGGCGCGCGGAAAUGUAGAUAGGCUUCCGGCCUUCUCCGUGCAAGUGGUUGGUGACUUUGCACGGGCCGUACGACCCGGCGAUCUUCAAUCUCGACUUGGCCCGGGCGAUGUGGUUGUUGUCGAGAUUCCGCAGCGUAUGAAUGGAGGGCGUACGUGCUUCUGGGAUGACCUUAUAGAAGUUCGUCGCCUGGUCACAGAGGCAGGCGCGCGCCUGCACAUGGAUGGAGCCAGACUCUUUGAGGCCAUGCCUUUCUAUAGAAAGGAUAUCAAGGAAAUCUGUGCGCUCUUCGAUUCCGUGUACAUCUCCUGGUACAAGGGCUUUGGGGGCCUCUCAGGGGCCAUGCUCACAGCCCCGGCUGCUCUCACGAUGUUGGCGACAGACUGGCGAGCACGUUUGGGCGCCUCAAUGUUCAGCCUAGCUCCUCAGUGGCUGGAUGCAAGAGAGCAGUUCCGGAGCUAUCAGGGCUCUUUCCCGGAGCGCUUCGCUCGGCUGCAGGAACUUGUGGCGGCGUUCAAGGCGGACACUACCUUGGGCGCACUCCUGCGCUUUGAGCCGGCAGAGCCCGAAUCCUGCAUGAUCCACAUCUAUCUCCCAGGUACCGAUGACACACUUGAGGCUGCCCAUGAUGGCUUCUCGGCUCAACAUUGA